CUAGAUGAAAUAUAUGAACUUUAGGCUCACAAUAACAUUUACCAAAAAAAAACUGGUUUGAAUUUGGUAUAUCCAAAGGUUCCCAAAACUCCUCCAAAAUUUCCAAUAUAAAUAAUGACAUUCUCCCACCAUAGUGGAUUGAAUAGUUAAAAUAAGAGUAAAAAAAAGGUUUUAAGAGAGAAUGCUCUAUUUUGAUCAUCUUCAACCUUCAAUCCCCUCUCCCCCCUCUGCAAUUUCUGGGUUUUUAUAUAUAUCUAUGGUGAUGGAGGAGAUCCAAGAUGUUAGCGGCGGGAAGAGGAAGACCAAACCGUACAAAGGAAUCAGGAUGAGGAAGUGGGGGAAGUGGGUCGCCGAAAUCAGAGAACCCAACAAGCGGUCCCGCCUGUGGUUAGGAUCCUAUUCGACGCCGCUUGCGGCGGCGAGGGCCUACGACAUCGCCGUCUUCUACCUCCGGGGUCCCAACGCGCGGCUGAACUUCCCGGACCUGCUGGCCACCGAAGGCGGAGGCGCCCUCAGCGAUUUGUCCACCGCCUCUAUACGGAAGAAAGCGAUCGAAGUCGGGUCCCGGGUGGACGCCACCCACAGCUCCGAACGCCGCGGCGGGAGGGAGGAUUCGCCGGCCGGUAAGGUAAGCCCGGCCCGGUUGAAGGAGAAAGCUUGCUGGUUCGAGGAGAAGCCCGACUUGAACGAGAUGCCCGAACCGGAAGACCCGGAUGUUGGUUAUUGGUGAGUGCGUCGGCGGUUGACUAGGCCAAUAUGCAAUUUAGAAUAAGAUAAGGGGUGCGCUGGUAAAAUUUGCGAGUAAAAAAAAAGAUGGUUUGGAGUGACUAGGAUUUGAUUUCAUAUUCACCCUUUGGAAAAGUCUCAAUUAUUAACCAUGUAGUAAAAUGUGACACACAUUUGGUACACCCUAUUCCACUCCCAAAAAAUUCAACCAAUCCUUUUUCUACCAUUUUUUUUAAAUUCAAGAUUCAAUUUUUAGAUUCUGGAUGAAAGAUAUGUGGUUGGGAGGAUAGCGGUGUAUAGUUUGGGGUAUAAU
Messenger RNA from Cuscuta campestris, 1039 nucleotides. NCBI's taxonomy places the organism in Eukaryota, Viridiplantae, Streptophyta, Magnoliopsida, Solanales, Convolvulaceae. The record is from the annotation of a GenBank genome assembly.